Carya illinoinensis is the source of this 2105-nucleotide messenger RNA. RefSeq names its product inactive glucose-1-phosphate adenylyltransferase small subunit 2, chloroplastic. The record is from RefSeq and is a predicted model, not a curated record. The transcript is spliced from 9 exons. Gene Ontology annotation, molecular function: glucose-1-phosphate adenylyltransferase activity. Gene Ontology annotation, biological process: glycogen biosynthetic process. Lineage: Eukaryota; Viridiplantae; Streptophyta; Magnoliopsida; Fagales; Juglandaceae. Bases 416 to 1888 code for a protein of 490 amino acids.
GCUCUUCUUGGACAUCUGCUUAACCAUUAUUCAACGAACAAAGCAAAAGAAUUGUUAAAGACUAAAGAACCUAAAGGCAAUAAGAAACUUAGAAUCAAAGUUAAACACCACAAACAAGUUUCUUUGAGAAGGUUGAUGCUAGCUGAGCUUCAUGUUUAUAUUUGGGUUCCACUAAAAAGAAAAUGUUGACAGUAUUUGGUCGGAAAAUCAGCUCCUACCCACUGGCAAUGCAAGGAUGAUUUCCUCUGCAGUAGCCAUGAGGAAGAAGAAACCAAAGUAUUCCAUUCUUAUUCUCUCUAUUAAAUCUCAUUCGUAGUGAGGAACAAGAGAAGCAAUAUACUGUAAAGAGAUUAAAAUAAUUUGUUUGAAGAAAAGUGGCAUUUCAUAUCAUUGCUUCCUGUUGCUUUCUCUUGUCAUGGUGAUAUUGCAGCUUUCUCUUCCUAUAUCCAUGGAUCUCAAAAAAAAUGGUGCCAUUAAUGGAUCAGCAAGAAUCCGUCGAAAACUUUCAUCGAAGUUCCGUUGUACACUUCCGCCAAGAUUGUUCAUAUCCAAUUCACGGCAGCCUCAGUAUCCCAAUUUGCUGUUUCCCUCAAGUCAUCAGAGUGUAGCAGCUAUCGUGUUAGAAGAUGGAUCGCAGUCAAGGCUUUACCCAUUGACGAAGAAAACAUCAGAAGGGGCCAUUCCUAUAGCAGCAAAUUACAGACUCGUUGAUGCAGUGGUCAGCAACUGCAUUAACAGUAACAUAAACAGGAUAUAUGCUCUUACUCAAUUCAAUUCAACUUCUCUCAAUUCCCACCUUUCCAGAGCUUAUACUGGACAAGGUCCUGGAAAAGAGGGAUUCGUUGAAGUUAUCACUGCUUACCAGAGCCUUGAAGACGAUGACUGGUUUCAGGGAGCUGCAGAUGCUGUUAGAAGAUGCUUGUGGUUGAUGGAAGAGUAUCCCGUGACUGAGUUUCUAAUCCUUCCUGGCCACCAUCUCUACAAAAUGGACUACCAGAAAAUCAUAGAAGCACAUCGAAACAGCAAGGCUGACAUGACUAUUGCAGCAUUGAGUGCUCGGAGAGAGCAAGACCCAAAUUUUGGCUUUUUGAGAUUGAAUUCAGAAAAUCAAGUUCUAGAGUUUAGAUUGAAGUCAGAUAGUGAGCCAAUCACUUUUGUUUCAGAGGAAAGCCCAAUGAAAUGCAAUGAUGUUGCAUAUCGAGAAUUUUCAAGUAUGGGAAUAUAUCUCAUUAAUAGAGAUAUAAUGGUAAAGCUUCUAAGAGAACAUUUUCCCAAGGCAAAUGACUUCGCAAGUGAAGUAGUACCAGGUGCAAUAUCCUUAGGAAUGAAGGUACAAGCUUUUCUCUUUGAUGGGUACUGGGAAGACAUGAGGAGCAUUGAAGCAUUCUACCUAGCAAAUAUGGAAAGUACAAAGAAAGCAGACAUGGCAUUUAACUUCUUCGAUAAAAAGUCUCCCAUCUACACUUUACCUCGGGUUCUGCCUCCAACUCAUGUGACUGAUGCUAUAAUAAUAGACAGCGUCAUUGGAGGUGGUUGCAUUCUCGGUAGGUGCAAGAUCAAAGGUACAGUAGCCGGUAUGAAGACAAGAAUUGGAGAUGGGGCUGUAAUAGAGGACUCAGUGAUCAUGGGUUCUGAUAUUUAUCAAAUGGAAGAUAUUCGGCGGAGCGGCGUGGACAGGAAAGGCCUAGAUAUUCCUAUAGGAAUUGGUGAAGAUACUCAAAUAAGGAAGGCCAUUGUAGAUAAGAAUGCAAGAAUUGGCAGAAAUGUUUUGAUUAUAAACAAAGACAACGUCAGAGAAGGGAACAAUGAAGCCAAUGGGUACAUGAUCAGUGAGGGAAUUGUGGUUGUUCUUCAUAGUGCAGUCAUCCCCAACGGCAGCAUUAUAUGAGAGUUUUGAGUCAGAAGAAUUCUCUCCAGUUUGGUUCUUCGAUUGAAAAUUAUAGUGUAUACAAACUAUAUAUGUAAUGCACACAACACAAAACAGACGGUUCAUCAUAGAAUGAUCAUUCUUUUGACGAAAUGCGUCGCCAACAAUAAGAAAGUUAUAUUCAUUCACAGAUUUAUUGAAUGUAAAAUUCACAAUACUUCAUUGUUCCUGCUGAAAA